AUGAUGGGGAUCACUGUCCCGUCGACGGCGCCCUUAAACUUCUCCCUUGUCCCGCCGGCAUGUGUAACACAUUCUGACGGAAUGCUAAGUUCCAAUGCAGACACCCAGUCGCCCUCCCGAAAACCCCUUAAACGCGGUUUCUCCCUUGUUCCUGAGCGAUUCACCGAUACACAAUUAAGCAGCCUUCGAAGUCGGCGCGCUGCCAAGGAAAGUCUGAGUGUCAUUGGCGCCCUAAUCUGUGAACGGUUUCUCAAAAUUCUUACAAUAGCUCUGGUCAUAAUCGGAUUUCCAUUUUCCCUUCUCGCUUGCCUUCGAGUCAUCCCACAGUAUGAACGGGCAGUUAUUUUUCGCCUUGGUCGGCUCCUUUCAAGUUCUGCUCUCGGUCCUGGGCUCAUAUUCAAGCUUCCUUUUCUUGAUCGAAUGCGCCGCGUUGAUCUCCGAACCUUUACAUUCGAUGUUCCCACCCAGGAGGUGCUUACAAAAGAUUCUGUCACGGUGGCAGUCGAAGCUGUCGUAUAUUACCGGAUUUUCGACCCUGUCAUGUCUGUGGUGAAUGUCGAGAACGCUAAUCGAUCAACACGACUUUUAGCGCAGACAACCUUACGGAAUGUCUUGGGAACAGUUGAUCUCUACGCCUUACUCACGGACAGAGAGGACAUAGCCGCAAUGAUGCAGGAAACCUUGGACACUGCAACCGACACUUGGGGUGUCAAAGUUGAACGUGUGGAAAUUAAGGACGUCAGGUUACCCUUGCAACUUCAGCGGGCGAUGGCUGCAGAAGCUGAGGCCACGAGGGAGGCAAAAGCAAAAGUCAUUGCCGCUAAGGGUGAAGAAGAUGCCUCGAAGUCGCUGAAAGCGGCUGCAAUUGAAAUCUCAGCAUGCCCCAUCGCCCUCCAACUGCGCUACCUGCAGACCCUGGCCGGAAUCUCCGCAGAAAAGAACUCAACCAUCGUCUUUCCCCUACCAAUAGAUUUGCUGAACUUUUUCAGGGGGGUGGGAGACAAUGUGGGCGGUGGGUGUAUAAGCAAAGAGGGUUCUUGUGUCUCCGAUUGGGUGGGUGAGGAUGAGCGACAUGCAGUAAGACCUCACUUGGCCCGUGGUGUUACUGUAUCAACGUUGGAUUCUAAUCCAGUGCAUUGCCAGCCCUCAUCAAGCUUGAACUUUGUAUAG
Messenger RNA from Mesocestoides corti, 1170 nucleotides. The record is from the annotation of a GenBank genome assembly. NCBI's taxonomy places the organism in Eukaryota, Metazoa, Platyhelminthes, Cestoda, Cyclophyllidea, Mesocestoididae.